CUCAAGUGUGUUCCCUCGAGCAGCCUACGGGCCAGAACUAUAUAUACCUUUGGCAGCUGUGCGAUAGCGGCCCGCUGUCCGCCGUACCGUUGAUGGAAAGAUGGGCCGGAAGAAGAACAAGCAGAAUGAAGAGUCGCAACAACUCCCUCCAGCUCCCAUUGAGGAGCCGAAGGGAAAGGAACCUGAAAGAUAUGACUCCUCUUCUGAUUUGGAGACGGAGCCCAAACACCACGACCUUGAUCCUGACAUCCAACAGCUUGCGUACACCUUCAAAAUCGAUGCUGGCCUCACGCAGAAGCUGAAUGACAUCAUGAUUGAGAAGAGGAUGAACACGUGGGAGCAGGACUUGGAGCGGCUGUAUGAGAUCCUCAAGGACGCACAUACCCCUGCGGCAAUGUUGAACUUGAAAGUGAAAGACAUGCAGAAGGGCACCUUUGUCGGGAAGGCGAAGUGUGGCCCUCGUGUUCGAGAGCUUGCCCGGAGGCACAAGCUUGACAAAGGGGCUGCAACCAAACUGGAGGAGGCCAUGUCAAUGCGGGAGGCUAUGGGCAAAGAUGUUGAGAAGGACAUCGUUUUGUUGGAUGAGCACCUCACGGCCUCCAAUAAGCCUUCAGCCUUGGUAAGCAUGAAGCUUGAAAGCUUGCGCAAAGGCUACAAUAUAGGGCAUUGCAUCUACAGCCGUGAGCCUGUCAUGGGCAACACAGGGCCAGGAGUAGAUGGAGUUGUUGACAAGAAACGUCAUGUGAAGGUCCUGGGCUACACCGAUGCAGACCUAAGCAGUCGAUUUGCAGCCUCAGAUGGCAAGUCUGAGCAGCUAAUGGACGAAGCCACGGUGCGAAAGCUAAUGGCAGCAGAAAAGAGCCGAGUAUUGGGUGGAAGCGGCAAACAGAAGAAUGAGGCAAGCCAGAAGUCUUCGGGCAAUGCCAAAGAGAAAGACCAAAAGCGCAAGCGGAGCCGCAGCAAGCGUAGCCGCAAGCGCAGUAGCAGCAGCCGCAGCCGUAGUCGCCGCAAGUGUCGCCGAAGCAGCUCCAGCUCUAGACGACGUAGUUCAAGCAGCUCUCAAAGCAGACCCAAAAAAAAGAAACUUAAUAAAAGCCAAAAGGAUCAAAAGCAAAAAUCGAAGGAGAAAAAAGAAAAGGAUGAAAAAGACAAAGAUGAUGAGAAGGUGAAGGAAAAGGACAAAGCAAAAGACAAGGAGAAGAAAAAAGAGGCGCCAUGAGGCUUACCUUCUCCACUUAGCUUCACAGCGUUUCACACCAAACAUGGCUGGCUGGCUUUGAUGCUGGGGCAGAUUUGUUGUUUUUUUUGCUAGGCAAGUUGAGGGGCUGACACUCAGUUCAGGGUUCAUGACGGGCCUGCACAGCAAAAAGACAGACACCCUGUGAAUACCUCAGCACGUUGCAGACGGAGUGCCACGUGCA
Durusdinium trenchii is the source of this 1421-nucleotide messenger RNA. The record is from the annotation of a GenBank genome assembly. Lineage: Eukaryota; Dinophyceae; Suessiales; Symbiodiniaceae.